Messenger RNA from Branchiostoma floridae (Florida lancelet), 2573 nucleotides. RefSeq lists its product as uncharacterized. NCBI's taxonomy places the organism in Eukaryota, Metazoa, Chordata, Leptocardii, Amphioxiformes, Branchiostomatidae. The transcript is spliced from 3 exons. Gene Ontology annotation, molecular function: serine hydrolase activity. The coding region runs from base 244 to 1227 and encodes 327 amino acids. The record is from RefSeq and is a predicted model, not a curated record.
UCGAGUCUAAAUUGCUACAUAUUUCGCUGCAUAACACUAGUUAUAAUAUUUAUUAUUUGAUCUUAUAUUGUAAAAAUGUGUGUGGUCUGGGGAAAAAUUAAAUGUGAGCUGAUUUUCGAAAUAAGUUUUGUCUGUUUGCCUCAUUGACCUCAUUGCCGCCACGGGAGAAAGGUCAUGGUCCUGAGCUCUAUGGAAAGGUGUGGUUGAAGGGUCACCGAGCCUGACAUCUCGUCACAAUUAUGCAUGAAGCAUACAGUUGCUUGGGCCACAGGUAUUCUUGUUGCGGACAUGGCGACUUUGCUGAGAAAAGGACAGCAAUGUUGGUAUGGAUUCCGAGGGCUGGCGUCUUUCCAUAGACAGGGCGUCACAGCAGUCACCGACCUCCCUGACAAGGACGCAGAGACGGGACUGCAAGAAAAUACAAAAACCGCACCAACUGCUGCGCUGGAUAAAAGUCAGUUCAACGUCCGAGUGGUCACCAAACACAUCGAGGUUCAGUCUACAGCUGACCGCACCCCUCUGACAGACGACAGGCCGCUCGUGCUGCUCUUCGCAUGGCUGUACGCCAGCAGGAAAGUGUUGAACAAGCAUCGCGCCUUGUACCACCGGCGGGGCUACGACGUUCUGACGGUGAAGGGGGACCCUCGGUACACCUUCUCACCGAGAGGGUUUGGAAAGAAGAUCGCCGUAGACGCUCUGAAGUUCCUGAAGGCAGAGGCCAAUCCGAAUCAACCGUAUAUCGUUCACAGCGUGUCCGUCGGGUUCGCUCCGUACACCUUUAUGCUGGAGUACGCGCGAGAAAAUACAGAAUAUGGCGCGUUUCCGGAUAGAGUUGUGAGUCAUGUGUUCGACGGUGUGAUCGGGGACACAAAGAGAUCGGCAAUCGGAGUCGGGAAGUCCAUCAAAAAUCCUGUGGGGAAACUCCUAUACACUGCCGGGGUGUGGAGCUACUUCACUUACAUACCAGGAGUGCAGAAAUCACACGAUUUCUACCGCUCAUAUUGGGAAACAAACCUCCCAAAGUCGCCGAUUCUGCUGUACGGUUGCCAUAAUGAUCCGAUGUCCACCAAAGAGUACAAUGAGCACUGCGUCGAGGGUUGGCGGCGGCAGGGCCACGACGUCCGGCUGCAGUUCUGGGAAGACUCCGCCCACUCCAACCACAUGAGGCUGCACAGAGACGAGUACGUCCGCGCCUUAGACAACUACCUGGAUACUUUAGAACUGUGAAUUUGGUAAGAGAAUAAUUUCAUCAGGUUGGAAAAUACCCGGAUAACAGGGUUCUUUAGAUUGAAUCACAAUGAAGAUGUACACAGUCACAGUCAGCGUUUGAAAUAAGAAACGAGACUGCUCAAAGACGAACACGUCAAUGCCUUGAAUAACUGCAUACAGUGUUUAACAAACCUACACACGGUGUAUGUGCGACUAUACUCAAACUUGUACUAAUAUUAAGGACCACCUGGUCAUUGUGGUCUUCAAGGUUACCAUGCCCAUUGACCAAAGAAUCGAUAUCCUGUAUCCAUCCACUUUGUGUAGCCGUCUUCUUUAAUACCCUUGAGUUGUCUAUGUAGUCAGGUUUGACUUUGUUGUGGCAAAUCCACUGUUAGUAUAAAACUAACUAUAGUGCAGCAAUUUGCUAGUUUAAUGGUUGACGAGGUCGAAGACUUAAAGAAAACUGAUUGACCGGUAACUAGUUAAAGCACUGCGAGACUACACUAACGGCUUUUAUCUCCAAGCAGAUCCUCGGCGAUGGACAGAUAAAUUUUAUUUACUGAGACAAUCUUCUUUGGUCAAGCAAGCACCGUUUGCCACCGUAUGGAACUUGCUUAGUCAAUGGAAAUUGUUUCGGUACAUAGAUACUGCCUGUCCGCCACCUAGGAUCUGCUUGAAGAUUACAACAACUUAACAAGACAGGGAAGGAACAAUACACUUAAUUGCAGAAGCGACACCUUGUGGUAUUUUUGCGCAUAUCAGACUUGUUGCACAAAUACUGUAUUGCUCCAGCCUUUUGAAGACAGCAUAUUGUUCUCAAACCUAGCAUGCUGUGCGAGUUUUUCACGUGAUACGUUGCGUUCAUGUGAUAAGGUUUGAAAACAUUGUUGAAUGUUGAUUCAAUCAGUCAAUUAAGUUCUGUGUAAGGUACCUUUAGGAUAUAGGUACCACCUUCAUAUGAUUGACCUGUACAUUCAACCAAUUUUGAACAAAGUUGCAUCAUUAUUUCGUAUUCGGUGUGUUUAUGAACUAUGUAAAAAUAACACCAUCACAAUUUCCACUUAAAAUGGACAAUUCAGUGUGGACAUUACACGUACUGUACUGUACUGUACUGUACUGUGCUGUACUAUAAUGUGCUGUACUUUACACGUAUGAGGUGCUUCCGGUUUUGAUAUUUCGUGUUCUGGACAAGCCACAAUCACGAUUUUUAGUUGGUAGACAGCUCCUGUUUUUGGCAAGAAGUGACACAAGUUUGCUCUGGCAGCUUGUUCAAUCUGAUUUACCGAGUUUAUAAUCACUGAGUUUAUCCAUCACACAUGUAGCAAACCUGUCAGACAAAGAACAGUAAAUAAACACUGCUUCCC